This is a messenger RNA of Lasiodiplodia theobromae, 1629 nucleotides long. Its product is annotated as Cytochrome p450. Gene Ontology annotation, molecular function: iron ion binding; monooxygenase activity; heme binding. Lineage: Eukaryota; Fungi; Ascomycota; Dothideomycetes; Botryosphaeriales; Botryosphaeriaceae. The record is from RefSeq and is a predicted model, not a curated record. Bases 1 to 1629 code for a protein of 542 amino acids. The transcript has a single exon.
AUGCUGCUCAACGAAGUCGUACCUUUUCUCGUGCAGUACUGGCCUGCCGUGCUCGGCACGGUAGUCGUCAUCCACCUCCUCCGAAAUAAGUUCAACAAAGGAUUGCACAAGUAUCCGGGACCUGCUCUUGCGGCGUACACAGACUGGUGGCGGCUGUUUGAUGUGUGGGGCCGGAAGACGGAGCAAACGCAUAUUCACCUUCAUGAGAAGUACGGAGACUUUGUCAGGUUGGGCCCGAACGUCAUCUCCAUCGCGGAUCCGAAGGCCAUCAAGACCAUCUAUGGCUUGAACAAGGGCAUGACGAAGGUGAGAGGAACCCGUAUCCAUGACUCGAACUCGAGGCUUACAGAUGAGCAGUCCGACUUCUACCCCAUCCAACAAGCCACAGCUGGAGGCCACCGCGUUUGGUCUCUCUUCUCCACCAAGGAUGAGGACUGGCACGCAAAGUACAGGCGCUGCAUCAACGGCGCCUUCGCCAUGAGCGCCCUCGUUUCGUACGAACCGCUCGUGGAUUCGACCGUCAACUACUUCCUCGACCAGACGGACAAGAUCUUCGCAUCGACGGGCAACGUGUGCAACUUCAACCGCUGGCUGCAAUUCUUCGCCUUCGACGUCAUCGGCGAGCUGACGUGGAGCAAGCGUCUCGGCUACGUCGAGAAGAACGAGGACGUCGACGACAUCGUCAGCUUCCUGGGCAAGUUCCUGAGCUACUGCGCCGUCGUGGGGCAGCAGCCGUGGCUGGACCUCCUCAUCGACAAGAACCCGAUCAAGCUGGCGCUCCAGCGCUACGGCAUCAUCGGCAAGGUCUUCCCCAUCACCAAGUUCGCCCUGACCCGCCAAGCCGAGCGUGCCGGCGAGAUAGAGAAAAUCCGUCAACACGGCCUCGACGAGAAGAAGGGUAGUAGCAUCGACCUGCUCAGCAAGUUCACGGGCGCGCUGCACGACCACCCGGAGUUCAUGACGGACCGCAUGGUGCUGGCGGCGUCGGUCAGCAUGGUCUUUGCCGGGUCCGAGACGACGGGCAUCAGCCUCAGCGCGGCCUUCUACUACCUGCUGAAGCACCCGCGCGUCUACAAGAAGCUGAUGGACGAGCUGGACGAGGCCGUCCGCAACGGCACCAUCGUCGACCGCGAGAACGGCGCCGUCACGUGGGCCGAGGCCCAGAAGCUGCCGUACCUCGACGCCGUCGUGCAGGAGACGUUCCGCAUGCAUCCCGCGGCGGGGCUGAUGCUCGAGCGCGUCACGCCCCCGCAAGGCAUCAACGUCUGCGGGCGGUUCAUCCCGGGUGGCACGAUUGUCGGAUGCAAUGCGUGGGUGCUGCACAGGCGGCCCGAGGUGUUCGGCGAGGAUGCGCACACGUAUCGGCCGGAGAGGUGGUUGGAGGCCGGCCCGGAGAAGCUGAGGGAGAUGAAGGCGACCAUGUUCCAGUUCGGCGGCGGGUCGCGGACGUGCCUCGGGAAGAACAUCAGCUUGUUGGAGAUUUACAAGCUGGUGCCGAGUUUCCUGAGGAGGUUCGAGGUCGAGCUCGAGUACCCCGGCCAGGAGUGGAAGACGCAGAACCACUGGUUCGUCCGCCAGGUCGAGUUCAACACCAAGUUCAGGCCCAGGCCGCUCCACGCUACCGUUUAG